Messenger RNA from Rhipicephalus sanguineus (brown dog tick), 376 nucleotides. RefSeq lists its product as uncharacterized. The record is from RefSeq and is a predicted model, not a curated record. Lineage: Eukaryota; Metazoa; Arthropoda; Arachnida; Ixodida; Ixodidae.
UCGCGAUUCCAACUGAGCGCUCGCCACCUAGCGGGCGCGCCUGGAAACGGCCCUAACAGGGUCAACCUUGAAAGGAGAUAUGGUAUCACGUUGCGCGCGUCGUGAUAGCGGCCGCACAGUUCCUUUAUUUUCGCCAUGCCGCCGCGCGCGAGCCCGAAAAAGAAGAAAGCGAUCUCCAAAGAACAUUGCUGUGUGCCACAAUGCGUGGCAUCGCGGUGGAAAGGUGGCAACGUAUCGUUCCAUCACUUCCCGAAGGAUGCAGACGACGCGCAACGGAGAACGGCGUGGAUCAGAAACUUACGCAUUGGAAAGAAGGUGACCGGCACUAUGGUGGUUUGUUCAAAUCACUUCGCUCGAGACGACUUCAUUCUCCCAG